AUGGCUGCUGAGAUAGAUACUGAGUUAAAAACAUAUUUUGCCGACUACGAGCUCAGACGAGACCACUUGAAUAACAUUGUGGAAAUUACGCACAAAGGAGCCGACAAAGGAAAUUUGUUUGCUAGGUUGCUGGCCACACGGGCGUACGUCAACGGAAUCGCAAUCGGCAAUCGCCCAGAAGAUGAUGGCAUGUUCAAAGCGAUGAAUCAUGCUAACCGGCGCAGUGGUGGAUCGUUCCACUGUGAUUAUGAAAAGCAGCGGCCGAACAGCGAACUUCCCCACCGCUGUUCAGCGCUGUCGCGCUCGAUAGUCGACUUGUGCGCAUUCAUGAUGGGAGGCACGGGUGCUGACUUCCGACUGCCGAAUCCACCCACCCCAGAAGAGCUGCAGGCUUGGAAGGACCGGGUCGCGGAGCGUCAGGCCAAAGUCCAUGCCCAUCAUGCAGCAUCGACUAGUGGAACCGACCCUGAAAACGUGCUCGACAUUACAAAACUCGCACAUCUACAACCCACCCACCAGCAGCCCAGCUGCUAUCAAUCAGCAGCUAUGCCGGCAAACCACGAGAUCAGCCAAUUUUACAAACUUAUGUGCGACCAUCAGUUCCAGUGCAACGGUUUUCCGCGUGUUACGUUUGAGUGGCACAUUUCAUCAUUGAGGGACUCGGAGUGGAAUAGCGCCACGGCGGUGUUACUAGCGGAGGGGUGGAGACGUUGGUAUCUUCAAAACAGGCUCUUUUCUACUGCAGACGAGCCGAUCGUCGACGCCAAAGCCGUUAUUGGCAGAUGGAUCGAAUCGGCCCCAAGCGUCACGAUUAAAGGACGUCAACCUCAACCGGGGACUGGCGACGAAGAAGCUCUUGCUGGGCAAUGGAGACCCAUGACUGCCGAUGAGCAUAGGUCAAUAAGAAGUGAGGUGGCUGAUGCUCGCAAACGGACUGUUGAGACUAUCUUCCCGAACCGAGGGUUUGGCGACGAAAGAUACAAACUCACGGGGCUGGUGACGAUCGACAGCACGUCGGACUACGAGGAUGCCGAGGAGCCCGGCCAUCCGCCCACGAGGAUCGAUCCGUACUGGCGGAGCUCGAUCUUUGGCGAGUUCCUGCACGCGCUGGACCGCGCGAGCUUCCAGCUGCUGGCGGCCCCGGCUCGCAAAGGCCAGCUUGCAGGCGUGCUCGCGCGCAACGGGCACCGGGCAGCCAACGAGGCCGACGCAUCUGCCGAGCACGUCCCUCGAGGGAUUCCUGAAGAAGCAUGCAGCGCCGAAUUCCUGUCCGAUACCUCCAAGCUUGAACGCCGCCAGCUCCGAAUCACUGAGGAUGACAUCGGUGGAUUGACUAUCGCUGAAGCGCUCGCGGUCAUUCAAAAAUAUACGAGUAAACCUAAGUACUGA
This is a messenger RNA of Puccinia triticina, 1389 nucleotides long. RefSeq lists its product as uncharacterized. The coding region runs from base 1 to 1389 and encodes 462 amino acids. The record is from RefSeq and is a predicted model, not a curated record. The transcript has 3 exons. NCBI's taxonomy places the organism in Eukaryota, Fungi, Basidiomycota, Pucciniomycetes, Pucciniales, Pucciniaceae.